Molecule: messenger RNA, 313 nt
Organism: Prorocentrum cordatum
Lineage: Eukaryota; Dinophyceae; Prorocentrales; Prorocentraceae
Source: the annotation of a GenBank genome assembly
GUUCCGCCGCAACUGGUUCGGUGGCGUGCGCAUCAUGGAGCAGGGAGGGCCGGGAGCUGCCGAGGGACCCCAUCCCCCAGACGCCCGCGGCGGAAGAGCCCGAGGCGGUCGCGGCUGGCCUCGCGAGGGAGCGCGCCGCUCGCGAGGAGGACGCCGCGCGGUGUCCUCCUCUGGCGCUGCAGCUGGCGCUGCUGACGCGCCAGGAGGAACGCGGUCGCUGGCGCCGCUGGAGGUCCUGCGGAUGUCGGGGUCCCGGGCGUCGCUGCUGUGCGCGACGAAGCGGCAGUCGCCACCGCCGACCUGGCGGACGUGA